AUGCCACUAGUACACAGGGGUUUAUGCCACAAGUCUGUGUGUGUCGCCUUCUCUCUCUCUCUUCUCUCUCUCUCUCUGAAUCUUAAGGUUUGUGUGUGUGACUCUUUCUCCCUCUCCCAGAAUUUUAAAGUGUGUUUGUCUUCUCUCUCCCCCAUCCCCUCUGUCUCUGUCUCUCUCUCUCUCUCUCUCUCUCUCUCUCUCUCUCUCUCUCUGAAUCUUAAUGUUUGUCUGUCGCCUUAUCUCUCUCAUAAUCGAUCUCUCUCGUUCUCUCUUAAUAUUAAGGUUUGUCUGUAUCUCAUUUCUCUCUCUCUCUCUCUCUCUCUGAAUGUUAAGGUUUGUGUGUCUCGCCUUCUCACUCUCUCUCUCUCUCUCUCUCUCUCUCUCUCUCUCUCUCUCAAUAUCUUAAAAUUUGUAUGUGUUGCUUAUUCUCUCUUUCGCUCUCUAUUGUGUUUGUCUUCUCUCUCCUCUAUCCCCUCUCUCUCUGUCUCUCUGUCUCUCUCUGUCUCUGUCUCUCUCUCUCUCUCUCUGAAUGUUAAGUCUGUGUGUGUCGCCUUUUCUCUCUCUCUCUCUCUCUCUCUCUCUCUGAAUCUUAAGGUUUGUGUGUGUGACUCUUUCCCCCUCUCCCUGAAUUUUAAAGUGUGUUUGUCUUCUCUCUCCCCAUCCCCUCUCUCUCUGUCUCUCUGUCUCUCUCUCUCUCUGAAUUUUAAAGUGUGUUUAUCCCUCUCUAUUUCUUUCUCUCUCUCUCUGAAUCUUAAGGUUUGUCUGUAUCUCAUUUCUCUCUCUCUCUCUCUCUCUCUCUCUCUCUCUCUCUCUCUCUCUCUGAAUCUUGAUUUGUCUGCGUCUUCUUUCUCUCUUACACUCUCUUUUUCCCUCUUUCUGAAUUUAUUGUCUCUCUGUGUCUCCUUAUUUCUCUCUCUCUCAACCUCGCUCUCUCUCUUUCUCUCUCUGAAUUUUGAGGUUUGUUUGUGUUUCCUUCUCUCUCUCUCUCUCUCUCUCUCUCUCUCUCUCUCUCUCUCAAUGUUAAGGCUUGUCUGUAUCUCCUUUCUCUCUUAUAUUUUCUUACCUUUGGUGAAACAUUUUUCUUUCUUUCUUUCUUUCUUUCUUUCUUUCUUUCUUUCUUCUUUCUUUCUUUUUUCUUUCUUCUUUCUUUUUUCUUUCUUCUUUCUUUCUUUCUUUCUUCUUUCUUUCUUCUUUCUUUCUUCUUUCUUUUUUCUUCUUUCUUUUUCUUUCUUCUUUCUUUUUUCUUUCUUCUUUCUUUCGUUCUUCCUUUCUUUCUUUCUUUCUUCUUUCUUUCUUUCUUCUUUCUUUUUCUUCUUUCUUUCUUUCUUCUUUCUUUCUUCUUUCUUUCUUCUUUCUUUCUUUCUUUUUUUCUUUCUUCUUUCUUUCUUUUUUCUUUCUUUCUUCUUCCUUUCUUUCUUUCUUUUUUCUUUCCUUCUUUCUUCUUCCUUUCUUUCUUUCUUUCUUCUCUUUUUUCAUCUGUCUGUGUCUGCUCUCUUUGUCUUUCUUUCUUUCUUUCUUUCUUUCUUUCUUUUUCUUUCGUUCUCUCAUAUAGAUCUUUUCAUCUAUAUGCGUGGGAACUCUCUCUCUCUCUCUAUCUCUCUCUCUCUCUCUCUCUAUCAAUCUCCUCUCUCUCCAUCUAUAUGCGUGGUGGGCUGUCUCUCUACUCCUCUUUCGCUCUUCGUGAUCUCUACAUCUGUAUGCGUGGGAACUCUCUCUCUCUCUCUCUCCCUCUCUCUCCUCUCUCUCUCUCUCUCCCUCUUUGAUCUCUACAUCUAUAUGCGUGGGAACUCUCUUUCUCUCUCUCUCUCUAUCAAUCUCCUCUCUCUCUCUCUCUCUCUCUCUCUCUCUCUCUCCUCUCUCUUUCUCUAUCUCUCCAUCUAUAUGCGUGGGAGCUGUCUCUCUACUCCUCUCUCUCUCUCUCUCUCUCUCGUAGUGAUCUCUACAUCUGUAUGCGUGGGAACUCUCUCUCUCUCUCCCUCUCUUUCUCUCUCUCUCUUUCUUUGA
This is a messenger RNA of Acanthosepion pharaonis, 2004 nucleotides long. Lineage: Eukaryota; Metazoa; Mollusca; Cephalopoda; Sepiida; Sepiidae. The record is from the annotation of a GenBank genome assembly.